Prosopis cineraria is the source of this 1318-nucleotide messenger RNA. RefSeq lists its product as uncharacterized. The transcript has a single exon. Bases 275 to 1180 code for a protein of 301 amino acids. NCBI's taxonomy places the organism in Eukaryota, Viridiplantae, Streptophyta, Magnoliopsida, Fabales, Fabaceae. The record is from RefSeq and is a predicted model, not a curated record.
AUUUUCGGUUUCUUCCUUUUUAUUUUGUCUCGUGUGCUCCUUCUCUUAAGCGGUACGCUGGAAAACAGAAAGGACAUUCCCACAUGGAAAAUCUCAGGAGGAAGAAGGGCCCUGCCUUUUUGUCAUCUUCAAUUAGUCCCUCUCUUUCACUCUCUCUCUCUAGCUCAGGCAAUCAAGAGCAACCAUUCCCCGACCUUUAUCAGGAACAGUCCAGGCCUUUUUUCAUGUCCGUUUAUGUCUGAUCGAGAGAGACAGAAAGAGAUCGUAUUUUACAAUGAGAAGCAUAACAUCUUGUUACAACGAACACGCCGUUCGAAUAUCAGACUCAUAUUGUUCGGGGCCUUCAAACCAGGCCUACCUCUGUCCGAAACAGAGUCUUUCCGUUCGAGAAUCAAUCACCUGCACAUACAGAGUCAACGUCUCCUCGCAAAAACAGAUUCUGAUCACGCUAAACUGGACCAAGAAACUCACGGGGCAAGGCUUUAGCAUAGCUAUCAGCAACACCAACUCCACUUCUCACGCCAAUUCUAUGCAACUAGGGAAGAACAAAGGCAACGAAACCUUCCAAAUCCACGAUUUCAAAAUCCAAGUCCAGUGGGAUCUCUCAGAUGCUAAGUACGACUCAGGGCCGGAGCCAGCGAGCGGGUUCUAUGUCAUCGUCCAUGUGGACUCGGAACUGGGUCUACGUCUCGGAGACAAGGAAGAGGAAUCAUCGGGAGAGGUGAAAGCAGGAAUGGCAGGGGCAAACUCUUCCAUGGUUUGUCGGAGAGAGCGAUUCUCCGGGGGCAACAUUUAUUCGACGAAGGCACAAUUCUGCGAAACAGGAGCGGUCCACGAGAUAGUAAUAAAAUGGGUGAUGGGGGAAGAAGGGUCCAGGUCGAAGGGCCAUGUGCUGUGCGUGAGUAUAGACAAGAAGACGAUAUUGGAAGUGAAGAGAGUGCGGUGGAAUUUCAGAGGGAACCAGGCGAUAUUCUUGGACGGAUUGUUGGUGGAUAUGAUGUGGGACGUUCAUGAUUGGCUAUUCAAGGCCAGCAACAGGAGUGCCGUGUUCAUGUUCAGGACAAGAAGUGGCAUGGACAGCAGGCUGUGGUUGGAGGAGAAGACUAUAGGGGCACUCAAGGAUCCCCACAGAAUUGGCUUCUCUCUGCUCUUGUGUGCCUGUAACGACGACCCUGACUGAGCACUCAUUGUUCCACCCCUUCCAUCCUCUUGUUCUUCUCUUUACAUAUCUCUUCCCUGUGGUUCUUUUGUUGUUUCCCCCCGUUUGUUUGAUUUACUCCAUGGCUUUGAAGAAUCCAAAGUACCGGCUUCCUCUUCU